AUGGCUUCAUUUGAUGAUGAGGAGCGCCGUGCGAAGUAUGCGGUUGCACCAAAGUCGGCUAAUCAUGGGAAGGUAGUCAAACUCUCACCGAAACAAUUACGAACAAAUCGGGAAGUGCGCACAGUAUUACCUGAGGAGCAGUAUCUAGAAAAGCUAGAGAAAAUAAUUGUCAGGGAUUAUUUUCCAGACCUUCCAAAGCUCAAGGCUCAAACAGAAUAUAUGGAUGCUAUGAAACGCAAUGAUGUUGCAAAAAUGCGUGAAUUACAACUGCGUUAUCAUACCGGUCGUCGGACUGAUAGAAGAACAAGUCCUGCAGCAGGUGUCGCAACAUCACCACGGCGAGCUCCAACCUCACCGGUCAACUUCGAUCCUGAUACCCCAGGCCCAAGCAGACCUCCCGAGUCAGUUGCAGCCACGCCAUUGCCUUAUGCAAAUCGCGAAGGAGAUAACGAAGAGGAUUCAAAGAAACCGAAGUCAGAAUUAGAUGGAAUAUCUGUGGAUGCCUACUUGAACAAGUUUACAUCAGAGGAUAAUGCUUCAUUUGAAGAGUUAGCUGCAGUGGAAUUAGCAAAGGAACGUGCGAAAAAAGGAUGGAUUGACGAGGCAGAGAAAAAGCACAACGCUGAGCAGGUUACCUAUGGCGCACUCCCAGCAUCUGCUGAUCUACAACUUGCCAUAAAAUACGAUCCAGAAGUUGACAAAGAAAAGCCGAAGGAGGUUGACAACUGGACUUAUACUGCUCGGAACUCCGUUCUGUUCCAUUUGGAAGGUGCACCGCUUACGGCAGAAGAGCGAAUUGAACAAGCGCGGAGAAACCAGAGGGUUAUCAAUAAGACAGCCACUCGUUUCCCACAGGAUGUCAAGAUCAAACCGUCCGAGGCAUCGAUGGCACGUGCAAGCAUGAUGCAACUCGCAAACAAUGCUGGAAAAGUGGAUGUACUAGGGCAUGAAAUUGGACUAAAUAGCAAGACUUUAGGUCUUGUUGCUACACCAAGUCCCGCGCCCGGCGUUGAUGAUUCCCCUUUGAUGACAUGGGGAGAAAUUGAUGGAACACCAUUUCGUUUGGACGCAGCUGACGUACAGGUUCCCAUAGGGAACGCGCCCACAUUCAAGAUGCCUGAAAUACCGUUUCGAGAACAAGUUGCUCAAGGAAUCAGUGACACAAUAGCUAAGCGCUACAGAGAUAAGCGAAAGGCUGCAAUGAAAGCCGCUGAAAAAGCUCACAGAACGCCUCGUUUUGGUUCGGCCCGCUCGUCAGCAUUGUCCAUGGCAACAUUGUCACCCGCUGCUCGUCGGUUGGCGUCAAACAAGCUCGGUAUCCGUUUGCCCUCCUCAGCACAACAUUUACGUUCAGUCACUCCUCUGAGGCCGAACAGUUCUCGACUGACUCCGAAAAUCGUUUCGCCAGCUGCCACGCCUUCAAAACGACCAUCUGCAACCCCAGCUAAGGACAAGUCGAUAUCUUCUAUUACUGAUAACCUCAUGCCCAUAUCCUCAGACGAUAGUGGUGGAUCGCAGGAGGGUCGCUGCCGUGCUGGUGAUUUCUUCUGAGUACCACCUAUUUCUACCAGUCGAACGGUAAAAAAUGGGACGACUUGGUUUUUAUUAUCAGGUUGUAACGAACGUUCCUUGGCACUUGCGAAAUUUUUUUCAAACUGCCGUAACUUCAAGCAGACCGAUCCUUUUUGAGAGUUGCAAACUUUGCUGCAAAGGCAGUGUUGCCUACAAGGUACCCUAUUCUGUUGGGUCCUCAUUCAUCUCUGGCCACUAACAUGCGUA
Cylicocyclus nassatus is the source of this 1779-nucleotide messenger RNA. The record is from the annotation of a GenBank genome assembly. Lineage: Eukaryota; Metazoa; Nematoda; Chromadorea; Rhabditida; Strongylidae.